AUGCGCAGUAUUGCCGGCAAUGGUAGCAUUCGACUCGAUGGAAUGUACAGACCCCUCGCCCGAUACAUUCGCGGAGAUCCUGAAUAUAUUGAACAGGGCUCGGUGAAGUCUUCGCCGCGAAAGAAGGUGACUUUCAUGACAUUCGUCGAGCCUCUAAGGCUCUUGAUCCAAAAGGACAUUCUUAUCAACCUCGUUUUCGGCGGCAUCAUCUACGCCAUUUGGAGUAUGGUGACAUCCAGUACCACGGGUAUCUUCAAGGAAAGCUUUGGCCUGAACGAGCUCCAAAUCGGACUCUGCUACCUGCCCAAUGGCCUCGGAACUAUUGUUGGGUCAACAAUCGUUGGUAAACUGAUGAACAAGGACUUUGCUGCCGCCGAAGCGGCAUACAAGUCAGCUCGAAACGAGCCAUCCAAGAAGAAGCUAUCAUCGAAGGAUGUGCCGGCAGACUUUCCCAUUGAACGAGCACGGUUACGAAGACUUCCUUGGGCUGUGAUAAUCUUCGUUAUUACAACAGCUGGUUAUGGCUUCAGCAUGGCGUACCCCUCGAUCACGAGCCUCGCUGGUUGGAUUGCAGUUCCGCUAGUGUUGCAAUUUUUUAUUGCAGCUACCAGCAACGCUGUCUUCGCUCUGAACCAGACCCUGGUAUCAGACCUCUGCCCAGGCAAGGGCGCGAGUGCCACUGCUAUUAACAAUCUGGUUCGCUGUAGCUUGGGUGCCGUGGGCGUUGCCUUUGUUGAGCAAAUGAUCGCUCUUGCGGGAGUUGGACCGACGUUUCUAGGCUUAGCGCUGAUCACGGUAUCCGUGACGCCGUUAGCUGUGAUUCACUGGAACUGGGGCCAGCAGUGGAGAGCCGAGAGGAUGAUGGCUAAGGAGGUGGCAGUUGAGGAGAAUGCCAAAAGCAAGAACUGA
Messenger RNA from Colletotrichum chrysophilum, 909 nucleotides. RefSeq lists its product as uncharacterized. The record is from RefSeq and is a predicted model, not a curated record. Gene Ontology annotation, molecular function: transmembrane transporter activity. Gene Ontology annotation, biological process: transmembrane transport. Lineage: Eukaryota; Fungi; Ascomycota; Sordariomycetes; Glomerellales; Glomerellaceae. The coding region runs from base 1 to 909 and encodes 302 amino acids. The transcript has 2 exons.